AUGGUGCUGGGGGUGUAUAUUGUCUACUGGCCGGAGCUGGAGGUGGAGUACCCCCAUCCCGAGGUGCUUAUCCACCGCCAGUACCACGCCGACGUCCUAGACCCGCUCCACUUGAUGCUGCGGUUCGAACACGUGUACACGGGCCACCCGUUCACCUACGACCCCGUGUACGACUGCCACUUUAUCCAGCACCGCCACGACGACUUGAUCUUUGUUUUGACCACUUCCAACGCCUGUGAGAAUGCCAUGCUGCUUGUGGUGGUGCUCAGCCAUUUCAAACAGAUCCUCCAGCGAUAUUUGGGCCCCCAGCUGUUGAUGCGAGAUACCAUUAUCGACAACUUUGACCUUGUCUACGAGCUAUUUGACGAGUGUCUCGACUUUGGUAUUGUUCAGAUUACUGACUAUAACUUGCUCAAAGAGUAUAUCAAAGUGGAAGUCAAUCUACCGAAGCUUAAGCUGCCUACGGAUAAGAUUUCGGUGAGUGACGACGACCUGAGUGACGACGACGAAUCAAAUGAUAAACGCCUGAAACUGCUGAAACUGAAACACAAGCAUAAACAGAUUAAGAGUACCCAUAACUUGGCAGUGAAGGACGACGUGUUGAAUGAGGAGCACCGGAUUAUCAAUAGUGCUAUUCUUAAAACGACCGCGGGGGCAAUCAAUUGGCGUCCGAAGGGGGUAUUCUAUCCGAAAAACGAAAUCUAUGUGGAUAUCGUUGAGGACUGUGAGUUCCUUUAUGACCUAGAGUCCGAUCGCAUUAAGCGUAAUGACAUCGAAGGGAAGUGCCAUUGCCGGUGCUAUUUACUGGGGAUGCCGGUGUGUCGUCUUGGGUUUAAUGAGGAGCACGUAUCAGGUAUUGAGAAAGGCGAACUAUCCCAAAAGGAUAACCUUAUAAAGAAUGAUGAUGACGAAGAGGAAGAGGAAGAGGAAGAAGAAAAAUUAUUAUCUCCCGAACCCAGUGAUCCUCCUGAUGCAAAGACUAAACAGAAGAAGAAAGUACCCUUACGUAACGUCCAGUUCCAUCAGUGUACUGAGCUUGCCACCAUCUAUAACGAGGACCUCGUAUCGUUUGUACCUCCCGACGAUAAGUUUGUUCUCAUGACUUACCACAUUGAACAACAAAAGCAGGCACAUAAGCUUCCGUUGUUUAUGAUUAACCCCACCUAUCGCGUGGUAGCAGAGGGUCAGCGGCUCCAGAUCAUGUGUGUGUUGACGUCCAACUACCGGCGUCGCAUCCACUGUCGUGAUCUUGUCAUCAAAAUACCCGUAUCCCCCUUCAUCUUUGACAUUGACGCCGACCAGAUCCUGGCCCAUCAGCUUAAGUAUAAAGCGGAAAUGGGCGAAGUGGGGUAUAAGCUCGACACGCUGGAGAUCAUCUGGAAGUUUGACAACUUGACGGGGCGCAAAACUAUCAGGAUGAUGGCAGAAAUUCCCUUGAAACUGGUGGAGGGGCUCAACGGCGACAAGGUGGAGCGGCUAUUGUUCAAGCGCGGCGAACAGGUCGAGACCGACGACGACGGGCUCGACCGGUUCUACGGGGUGAACGGGACGCUGGCGUCGGCCGCCAAGGACUUGCUCGUUCAGAGUCGGGCGAAGACCGACCACUGCCACAUCACGAUGACAUUCUCGCUCCAUAUGAUGACGUAUUCAGGGUUAAAGAUUACCUAUUUGACGGUCAACGAAGAGGAAAUGGGGUAUACCUGCUUCCCUUGGGUGCGCUACGUCACCCAAGCCAAACAACACCAGCAUAGCAACGCCGACCACCACCAGGAUAGCGACUUCCGCUUCCGCCUAGGUCCGCUGAACUUUCAGUUCGCCCCAACUACAUAA
Messenger RNA from Diutina rugosa, 1830 nucleotides. RefSeq lists its product as uncharacterized. Bases 1 to 1830 code for a protein of 609 amino acids. Gene Ontology annotation, cellular component: cytoplasmic vesicle; AP-2 adaptor complex. The record is from RefSeq and is a predicted model, not a curated record. Gene Ontology annotation, molecular function: clathrin-cargo adaptor activity. The transcript has a single exon. Gene Ontology annotation, biological process: clathrin-dependent endocytosis. NCBI's taxonomy places the organism in Eukaryota, Fungi, Ascomycota, Pichiomycetes, Serinales, Debaryomycetaceae.